AUGGCUACGCUCCGGUUGGCUCUUCUCCUGCUGGCGGUCCUCCUGACCAUCUUCCUGGCAGAGGCCGCGAACAAGGUAAGGAACGGUCUGAAGAUCUGCUCCAUUGGAUAUUGUCAAGGUUUCUGAUAGAGGUUCUUGUUCGUAGGAGCUCGCCGGAGCGGCCGCCGUCACCGAAGGGCAGUACCACCUGGACAGGGUCCGUUGAUCCAUCAACCUCCUCUCUCUCUCUCUCUCUCUCUCUCUCUCUCUCUCUCUCCCCUUAUGAUUUCUUCGGUUGCUCCACUCGACCCAUCUGUCGUCGGUGGCUGAAUCUCUUCUCAUUCUCUUUCAGGCUGGGGGUUAUGGACGGGGAAGCCUGAAGACAUUCCGUAAGUUCACCUCCCCCCAUCUCUCUCUCUCUCUCUCGCUCACUUUUUCUCUCGACAUACAAUUUUAUACUGUCUAGAUAUCUAAACCCUAAAGCGACUCUCGGUGGCCCAUGUAAAGCUCUCCUUUUUCUCUCUCUCGCGCUCUACCCAUUUGUAAAAGUUACUCUACACUAACAUGUGAAGCCCUUCUGUCUCAUUUUCUUUCCAUCUCGACGCUCUAAGCUACUACAGUCGGUGGCCGGUGCGAAACUCCAUGGCCCGCCUGAAAGCACUCAAUGUCUUUGUCUAAAUCUAGGACCAUCGGUGACCAACCCGCCCACCGGUGGAAGAGAAAACCGGCCGCUCUCUCUCUCUCUAACUCCCUAACCCUGAGCUUUUUUCUCAUUCCUCGUUCGUGGCGGACAGAGUGCGGUGGACAGUGCUCGAGGAGGUGCGCGAGGACGCAAUACAAGAAGCCGUGCCUCUUCUUCUGCAACAAGUGCUGCGCCAAGUGCCUCUGCGUGCCCCCCGGCUUCUACGGCAACAAGGGCCUCUGCCCCUGCUACAACAACUGGAAGACCAAGCGCGGCGGCCCCAAGUGCCCCUGA
Messenger RNA from Spirodela intermedia, 955 nucleotides. The record is from the annotation of a GenBank genome assembly. Lineage: Eukaryota; Viridiplantae; Streptophyta; Magnoliopsida; Alismatales; Araceae.